CUGAUGUUUGCUGAUUUAAAUGAUUCCCGCAGGGAUCAUAUGCACACACAGGACCAGAACCCACUGAACAAAGGAACUUUUCUGCAACUCAACAUUUGACUUUUACAGCUCAAGAAUGGAACGAGGAUUGAUCCUGUUGGUUGCUGCAUUGGGGGUUUAUGUGGCAUCGGGUGUCCAAGGAACGUCUUACUUGUCAUUUUCCAAUAAUACACAGGUGAACAUCUCUCAAAAUGGUUGUGGAUACACUAAACUGUGUGUGCGGACACCAGGCAAUUGUGAUCCAACUGGAAACACCAGCUGUAUGUUUGCAUCUGUGAUCGCCAGCACCCCAUUAGCACCCAACGGCUCUGCAAUGUCCUUCCAACUCAGCGGAGACUCCGUGGGAUACAUCGCACUGGGACUCACUGUGAAUGCUUCACAGGGUACCACCAUGCUUUUCAUCUGCGCUCAAAACAGCUCCAACAAUGGGAGCUUCUUCUUCCAGACGGUGGAUCAGAACAACACCAACGGCGCUCUCACUCCAGCUGAGAGGGUAACAACAGAAAUCUGGGGUAUCGUAAACGGAAAUGUGAUCAAGUGUAGUUUCAGCGUCCCGAACAUGAUCAGCACCACCUUCUCCAUCCUCCUCGGGACUGGAAAUAUUACUAAUAAUGGUCCCAGCCCCUUCAACGUCUUCCUUAACAGCGGCCUUCUGAACCUCACCAACCCAGCCAGCAACGUCCCCACCACAGCACCACCAGUGGUCAACCCAACAGUGACCAACCCAGCCAGCAACGUCCCCACCAAAGCACCACCAGUGGUCAACCCAACAGUGGCUAGCUCAACAGUGGCCAACACAACAAUGGCCAACACAACAAUGGCCAACACAACAAUGGCCAACACAACAGUGGCCAGCACAACAGUGGCCCGCACAACAGUGGCCAACAGCAUUGGAGCUGCCCAGCCUCACGCCGUGCUGCUCCUGCUGAGUGUCCUCACACUAUCCGUGAUGCUGAGAGCCUGAAAGGAGUAUCGAGUUCCCAGUUUGAUACAACGAAGGCAGAGGAGUGGAGAACUGUCGAGUGUCAAGCUAUUUAUACAUUUUUUUCAUGGGACUUAUUUAAAAAUGUUUUAAGUAUCUUUUGCACAAUGUUUGUACCUGAGAUGUACUUUAGCUGAAACUCCAGUUGUUCAUGUGGCAUUUGUAAAAACGUCCUCGUGGUUUUAAUGACUUAUUUAAUUUGUCUGCAUGGGACUAUUGAAAACAUCUUUGUAAUUCCUGUUUGCACUUGGGUAAACUUUUCUACCGAAAAGCUGCCCAUCUGGUACAACAAGCAGUUUCAGCAAAUGCAUAUUUACUGUACACUUUGGUCUGACGAGUUUUAGCUGUGUACAGAACAUCUUGGCAGUAAACCUCAACGGACAAACAGCCAGCACCCUUCACAGGAAACCCAACCCAACAGUGUGGUUAUGUUUUAAUAUUGACAUGUGAAAUUAUCUGUGACUGUGAACUAUUUGUUGAAGGCACAGCAAAAAAGGUCCACCUGUUCUAAAAUAAUAAAGUUGAAACUAUGGUUUCCUU
This is a messenger RNA of Perca fluviatilis (European perch), 1561 nucleotides long. RefSeq names its product putative ferric-chelate reductase 1. Gene Ontology annotation, biological process: regulation of glutamate receptor signaling pathway. The record is from RefSeq and is a predicted model, not a curated record. The transcript has 7 exons. Bases 116 to 1003 code for a protein of 295 amino acids. NCBI's taxonomy places the organism in Eukaryota, Metazoa, Chordata, Actinopteri, Perciformes, Percidae.